Molecule: messenger RNA, 813 nt
Organism: Fusarium graminearum PH-1
Lineage: Eukaryota; Fungi; Ascomycota; Sordariomycetes; Hypocreales; Nectriaceae
Exons: 1
Coding region: 1-813 (270 amino acids)
Source: RefSeq, a predicted model, not a curated record
AUGUUGGAAAAAUUGGAUGUUAUGCAAAAACAAGUCGAGUCUCGAGACGAAGCGCUGGCUGAGGCUCGUCGCAACGCCGAAUAUCAGGCAAACAUUCAGGCCGACAGGAUCAACACUCUCGAAGCUCUGAAUAACAAUCUCAACGCCAUGCUCGAGACAGCAGAGGUGGAGAUGGAUGAUAGAAACACAUCUGUCAUGAGAGCCAAGAGCGAGGCUCGAAAGCACAGCGAAAAGACAGAGGAGUUACAGGCCAAGCUUACUGACUCGGAGAUGAGGAGGCAUUUCCUGAGAGGAAGACUGAUCCAAUCCGAGAAGGAAGUGAAGGCUAGAGACGCCAGAGCUGAGGAGCUGGUCAACAUGAACCGAGAGAUGACUCUAGAUGUGGAGAAGAAGCAGCAGGAUUGGGCAAUUCUGGAGAGUAGCUUGCGGCAGCAGCUCGAAGAUGCCCACAAAGCCACGCUGGUGGAACACCAGAAACUUGUCCAAGAUGCAGAGAAGAAGUUCCAAGCAUCCCAAGAAGCUCAUGCCAAUUGUGCAGAAGCGCUCUUUCUAGCCCGCGCAGAGAUCGACAAGCUCCGGAUGGACUUGAGCACUGCGAGAGAAGAAGCCAGAGACGAACUCGAAACAGCAGAGGAUGACAUCGAAUCGGUCACGUCUCAGUUGUUGAUGUGCCAGGACGAGCUUAAGAAGGUCAAAAGCGAGAUCAAGUCCAUUAUGCAAACGGAUUCAGCUCAUGAUCUGGAGACCAUGCAGUGUUGGGAAGAGAUAAUUAACCCAGCGACACCGGGUGAGUUUUGGUUUCCGAAGGUUUGA